This is a messenger RNA of Ambispora gerdemannii, 228 nucleotides long. Lineage: Eukaryota; Fungi; Glomeromycota; Glomeromycetes; Archaeosporales; Ambisporaceae. The record is from the annotation of a GenBank genome assembly.
CCUAAAAAUGUUCUAGUGAGUAACAGUUUAGAAGCCAUUUACCGUUGUAUUACUCCUAGUCGUCGAGAAAUUUUUACUUGUUUAGUAGAAAAAAAGCCGGCUAAUUUAACUGAGUUAGCCCCGGGCAAAGAAAUCAGACCAAUUGCUUUAUAUGAAAGGGUGGUUUUCGAUUUGAAAGUUAAUAAAGAAUUACCUCCUCAUGGGUUAAUACUUCAAGCAAAUUUGUGA